Molecule: messenger RNA, 8797 nt
Organism: Oxyura jamaicensis (ruddy duck)
Lineage: Eukaryota; Metazoa; Chordata; Aves; Anseriformes; Anatidae
Gene: EPPK1
Product: epiplakin 1
Exons: 5
Coding region: 23-8797 (2924 amino acids)
Biological process (GO): wound healing; intermediate filament bundle assembly
Cellular component (GO): keratin filament; membrane; cell junction
Molecular function (GO): structural molecule activity; keratin filament binding
Source: RefSeq, a predicted model, not a curated record
GGGAGGGCUGAUCCAUGAGCUUAUGGCACAGGGCUGGGCUGGUGUGUCAUCCCCAGGGGCGGGGAAGGGAAAGGUUUUAAGCGUGCUCCGGUCCCAGGCAGGAAGCAGCGGUGAAAGCAGCGGGACUGCGGGCACCUGCCGGGCGAACCCGUCCUGUGACCACCGUGGGCAGAAAGCUGUGGAAGGGGUGCACAGAGGAAGGAUGGCGAGCAAGGCAGCAGUGAAUGGCCAUGCUGCCCCCAUCUCUCACCAGGAAGAUGUGCCAGAAGCAAACCAUGUCUGCCAGGGCACACAGCCUUGCAAACAGAAGAAAGCAAUGGAUGCUAGGGAGCCUUCAGAGGUACCUGGCAGCAUUGCUGGAGUGUAUGUAGAGGCUUUGAAGAAGAUAAUGAGCUUUUAUGAUGCCACCAGAGAGCAUCUUCUGAGUUUGGAUCCGGCGCUCUUUCUUCUGGAGGCCCAGGCAGCCAUGGGCUUCAUUGCUGACCCGGUGAAGAACAGGCACGUCUCUGUAGCAGAAGCUGUACACCUGGGGUUGGUGGGGCUGGAGCUGAAGGAGAAGCUGCUCUCUGCGGAGAAAGCUGCCACUGGCUUUGUGGAUCCCUACACAGAAGAGAAAAUCUCCCUCUACCAGGCAAUCCAGAAGGACCUGAUUGGGAGAGAGCAAGGAGCCCGGCUGCUGGAGGCCCAGAUGGCAACUGGCGGCAUCAUAGACCCAGCCACAGGCUGCCGGCUCCCAGCAGAUGUUGCCUGUGAGAGGGGAUAUUUAGAUGAAGAGAUGACGCAGCUCUUCUCUGACCCCAGCAACGAGGACAGCAAAGGGUUCCUUGACCCCAGUACUAUGGAGAGGGUCACCUACAUGGAGCUUAUAAAGAGGUGUGUUGUUGAUCCAGCCUCAGGCUUCCUCCUCUUGCCCCUGCAAAUCACAUUCGCAGGGCUGGGAGGAAGGGUGAGCAGCAGGGAUCUGCUGGAGGCUGGCAUUAUCAGCCCUGAGACGUUCAGAGGUCUUGAGGAGGGAAGAGUUUCUGCCCAGGAGGUAGCAGAGAAUGACUCUGUCCAGCAGUUCCUACGUGGGACAAGGAGCAUAGCCGGGGUUGUCCUGCCUUCCAGUGAGCAGAAAAGCCUUUACCAGGCCAUGAGAGAGCAUCUCCUCCUGCCUGGCACUGCUCUGAUGCUCCUGCAAGUCCAGGCCUCCACUGGCAGCCUGACAGACCCCAUAAAGAACAAAACCUUCUCUGUUGAUGAGGCUGUCAGGACUGGUCUCAUCGGCCCAGAACUUCAUGAGAAACUGUCUUCAGCUGAGAGGACCAUCACUGGGUACAGGGACCCCUGCACUGGGGAAAUGCUCUCCCUGUUCCAAGCCAUCAGGAAGGCCUUCAUCCCCAAGGACCACGGCAUUUGCCUUCUGGAGGCUCAGAUGGCUACAGGAGGCAUCAUUGCUCCAGGACGGCACUUCCGUGUCCCCACAGAGACAGCUUGCAAGUGGGGAUACUUGGAUGAGACCACAAGACAGCUCCUCUCCAGUCCUGCUGCUGAAGUUAAAGGGUUCUUUGACCCCAGCUCCAAGGAGAAGCUGACCUAUGCAGACCUGCUAAAGCGAUGUGUCACUGAUCCCAACACAGGGCUCCUUCUGCUGCCACUUAGUGGAGACAGCGGAGAAGGACCCAAUGGAACCCCCGUCUUCUUUGACCACAAGACCCAAACGGCUCUGGAAAACACAAAGGUACCCAUUACUUUAGGUAAAUUCAAAGGAAAAUCAGUGUCUCUCUGGAAACUUCUCUUCUCAGACUACAUCCAGAGUGAGCAAAGAGCUGCUCUCACCCAGCAGUACCUUGCAGGAAUGCUCUCUACGCAACAAUUGGCCAAGGCAGUCAGUGUCACCAUUGAAGAAAUGGCUUCCACUGCUAAUGUCACCUUUGAAGGACUGAGGGGCCGUGUGACAGCUGACCAGCUCCUGAGCUCUGAAAUCAUCAACAAAGAUUUGUUUAAGAAACUGAAGGAGGGAGAAACAUCAGCCAAAGAAGUUGUCAGCAUGGACACCGUCAAGAAGUACCUGCAAGGGACAGGUAGCAUUGCUGGGUUGCUACUUCCUGACUCCCAGGAGAAGAUGAGCAUCUACCAGGCAAAGAGGAAAGGAUUUUUACGGCCAGGAACAUCACUGAUCCUCCUGGAGGCACAGGCUGCCACUGGAUUUAUCAUUGACCCAGCUGCCAACAAAAGGUAUUCUGUAGAUGAGGCUUUACAAGCGGAUGUCAUUGGCCCAGAUGUUUAUGACAAGCUACUGACUGCAGAGAAAUCAGUCACUGGCUACAGAGAUCCUUACUCAGGGACCAAGAUCUCCCUCUUCCAGGCCAUGAAGAAGGAGCUCAUCGUCAAGGAGCACGCUAUCCGCCUGCUCGAGGCCCAGAUUGCCACUGGCGGCAUCAUCGACCCUGUCAAUAGCCACCGCAUCCCUGUGGAGGUGGCCUACAAGCGUGGCUACUUUGACAAGAAGAUUAAUGUAAUCCUUUCUGACCCCAGCGAUGAUACCAAGGGCUUCUUCGACCCCAACACACACGAGAACCUCACCUACCUGCAGCUGAAAGAGAAGUGCAUCACAGAGCCGUCCACCGGGCUCUGCCUCCUUCCUCUGAACAGCAGGAAGCGCCAGUUCAUUGAUGACACCACCAGGCAGCUGUUCAGGACCUCCUGGCUACCUGUCAGGUUUGGGCGCUUACGCGGGGAGAGGGUCUCUGUGUGGGACCUGCUGAACUCCGAGUACUUCAGCGAGGGGAGGCGCCGAGAGAUUUUCAACCACUACCGGCUGAGGAAGCUCACCCUGGAGCAAAUCCGGAUCAUGCUAGAGGAGGAAAUCAAAAAAUGGGCCCCCAUCAAGUUCCCAGCCAUGAGAGGCAGCAUCAGCGCUUAUCACCUGAUGGAAACGGGCAUCAUUGACAGGGCCCUGUUUGAGAAGGUGUUGGAGGGAUCUGUCACACCAGAGGAAGUCCUGCGCAUGGACUCUGUCAGAAGAUACCUCUAUGGCUCUGGCAGCAUCGGGGGAAUUGUACUCCAGCCAUCAAACCAGAGGAUAAGCAUUUAUGAGGCCAUGAAACAGAACAUCAUGGUACCUGGAGUAGCCCUACCACUCCUAGAGGCCCAGGCUGCCACAGGCUUUAUCAUUGACCCAGUGAACAACCAGAAACUCUGUGUGGAUGACGCUGUCAAGGAAGGAGUCAUUGGGCCAGAAGUCCAUGAGAAGCUGCAGCAAGCAGAAGGGGCUGUGUCAGGCUACAAAGAUCCUUUCACAGGCAAGAAGAUACCCCUCUUCCAGGCUAUGAAGAAGGGCCUGAUCACUGACAAACAGGCCAUGCAGUUGAUGGAGGUGCAGAUGGCUACAGGAGGCAUCAUUGACCCAACAUGUGGCCACCAUAUCCCCAUAGAAGCUGCCCAAAAGCGAGGGUGCCUGGAUGAGGACACAAGCAAGGCCCUUUCUAAGCCCAAUGACAACAACAGAGCCUUCUGCAUCCCAGACAGCAAAGAGACCGUUACCUACGCUGAGCUCAUCGAGCGCUGCCAGAAGGACGAGAUCUCUGGCUUCCACUUGCUGCCUCUACCACAGACAGCCAUUCCUGUCUACACAGAUGAACAAAUCCAACAGCUUUUCAAGGAAACUGUGGUGAAGGAAAAAGGGGUCUCCCUCUGGGAGCUAAUCCACUCUGGGUAUUUCACUGAUGAGCAGAGGAGUGACUUUGUGGAGAGGUUCCGUGCUAAGGAAACGUCACUUGAGCAGCUGGUAGCUCUUGUGCUCAGACUGGUAAGGGAGAUGGAGAUGAAAGCCUGCACCCACAUCACCUUCCAGGGCUUGCAGGGAAGUGUCCCCGCAGUCUGGUUGCUGGAGGCUGGCAUCAUUACUGAGAAGAUGUUUGAAGAACUAGCUCAGGGCAUAAGAACUCCUGAGGAAGUGGCUGAAAUGGGGACUGUGAAGAGGUACUUGCAGGGCACAGGCAGCAUAGCUGGGGUAAUCAUACAGGCAUCCAAAAAGAAGAUGAGCUUUUACAAUGCCAUGAAAAACAAUCUCCUCCUCCCUGGGGCUGCUCUGAAGCUGCUAGAAGCUCAGGCAGCCACAGGGUACCUAACUGACCCAGCAACAAGCCAGAGACUCAGCGUGAGGGAUGCUGUGAGAGCAGCUGUUGUUGGUGAGGAGCUCACCGAGAAGCUUCUCCUAGCUGAGAGGGCAGUGACUGGCUACACAGACCCCUACACAGGGAGCUCCAUCUCCCUGUGCCAGGCGGUCAGGAAAGAGCUCAUUCCCUUGGGUGAAGCCAUUCCUUUGCUAGAGGCCCAGCUGGCCACAGGAGGUGUCAUUGAUCCUAUUCACCAUCAUCACCUUCCGCUCCAGGCUGCAUACAGGUACGGCUUCUACGAUGAGGACCUGAACCAGAACCUCACUCAGCUGAAUGACAGCACCAAAAUCUUUUUUGAUCCAAACACAAAGGAGAACGUGACCUACCAACAGCUGAAGGACAGGUGCAUUUAUGAGCCUGAGACAGGCCUCUGGUUCCUUCCUCUGUCAGAAAAUGCGAUGUUCUGUGUGGAUGAACAAACCAUGGAGAUGUUGAAAUCUGUGACUGUCUGCGUCAACAUAGGACGGUUCAAAGGACAGACAGUGUCAGUCUGGGACCUUCUCAACUCUGAAUACAUCUCAGACAGCAAAAGAAGAGAGCUGGUGCAAAAGUACAAAGAUGAGAAUACUGAAGUGCUACAUGAAAUCAUAAUGAUUGUCAUGAAAAUCAUCAAAGAGACUGAGGUGCAAGGAAAGAAGUUUGCAUUCAAAGGUCUGCGGAAAAAAGUGUCUGCCAGUGAUCUCUUCCAGUCUCAACUGAUAGACAAAAAAACCCUCGAUGAGCUCAACCAGGGGAAGAAAACGGUCAAAGAAGUCACUGAAAUGGACUCUGUCCGCAGAUACUUGGAGGGCAGCAAUUUCAUAGCGGGGGUCCUUAUACAGCCAAGCAAUGAGAAGAUGAGCAUCUACCAGGCCAUGAGGAAGGGCAUCCUGAGGCCAGGGACAGCACUGGUGCUGCUGGAGGCGCAGGCUGCCACCGGCUUCAUUGUUGAUCCACUGGAAAAUAAGAAGCUCUCUGUGGACGAGGCCAUCUUGGCCAAGUUGGUGGGCAGUGAGCUGCACGAGAAGCUCCUGUCAGCAGAAAAAGCCGUGACAGGAUAUGCAGAUCCCCAGACAGGCACUACAAUAUCCCUCUUCCAGGCCAUAAUGAAUAAGAUAAUAAUCAAGGAACAUGGCAUCCGCCUGCUUGAGGCCCAGAUUGCCACUGGUGGCAUCAUUGACCCUGUGCACAGCCAUCGCAUUCCUGUGGAGGUAGCCUACCGGAGGGGCUACUUGGAUGGCGAUAUGUUUCUCCUACUUUCUGAUCCAGAUCAUGGCAGCAAAGGUUUUAUAGAUCCAAAUACUCAUGAGAAAAUCAGUUACAGUCAGCUCCUGCAAAGAUGUUCCAAAGACAGAGAUACUGGACUGUACCUGCUGCAGGUCAUGGAGAAAGAAGAUGACUAUUUCUACAUUGAUGAGCAAACAAAAAAUGCCCUAAUAUCUACAAAAGUACAAGUGUCUGUUGGAAAAUACAAAGGGAAUGAAUUAUCACUCUGGGAACUUCUCUAUUCUGAGUACAUCACAGAAGAGAAAAGAAAAGAACUGGUGAAAAAAUAUAAAGAGGAAUCCCACCACAUUAUACAAAGAAUCAUUGAUACAAUACUAAAUAUAAUUAAAGAAAAAGAGGAGGACAGAAGUGAUGUUUGGUUCCAAGGAAUAAGACAACAAAUAACAGCAUCGGAACUUCUCAGUGCAGAGAUAAUCACAGAAGAAACUAUGCAGAAACUCCAGGAAGGAAAAGAAACAGCACAAAAAAUAGCUCAAAUGGAUGAUGUGAGAAGAUACCUUGAGGGAACUGGAAGCAUUGCUGGUGUGCUCGUGCCAUCCAAGGCUGACACCACAAAGAUGGAAAAGAUGAGCAUCUACCAGGCCAUGUGGAAGGGAAUUCUGAGGCAGGGUACGGCCCUGGUGCUGCUGGAGGCGCAGGCUGCCUCAGGGUUCCUCACUGACCCCGUGAGGAAUGCCAAGCUGUCGGUGAAAGAGGCACUGACUGCGGGACUUAUCGGCAGAGAUUUUUAUGAGAAGCUUCUGUCAGCAGAGGGAGCCGUGACAGGGUACACAGAGCCAUACACAGGACACAGGAUCUCCCUCUUCCAGGCCAUGAAGAAAGAGUUCAUAGUCAAGGAGCACGCCAUCCGCCUGCUCGAGGCCCAGAUCGCCACCGGCGGCAUCAUCGACCCCAUCAACAGCCACCGCCUCCCUGUGGAGGUGGCCUACCAGCGAGGCUACUUUGACCAGGAGAUGUGCCAGUUUCUUCUGAACCACAAGAAUCAAACAAGAAGUUGUUUUGACCCUAACACGCAUGAAAACCUCACUUAUACACAGCUCCUCCGCCGCUGCGUGCCCGACCCGGACACGGGGCUGCUCAUGCUCCAAGUGAUGGACAAGGGCUCGGUGCUCUACCAGCUGUCCGAGGACGCCCGCAAAGCCCUGCAGGCUGCCCGCACCACCGUCAGCGUGGGGCUCUUCCAGGGCCAGAGUGUCACUGUCUGGGAGCUCCUCUUCUCUCGCUACAUCUCUGAACGCCAGAGAGAGGAACUGCUGAGGAAAUACAAGGUGGGGACGGUGACCAUCCCAGAAAUGAUCACCACUCUCACUGCCAUCAUCACCAAGGCAGAAACAGGAAACCAGGAUCUGAGCUCAUCCACAGCAACACCCAGUUGUGAGGUAGGAUCACCACAACCAGUACAGGUUACACACUCCCAGGAGCAGCAGUUGAGAAAGUCAUUAAAGUCUGCGACCAUCUAUGUCACUGCUGGUGAGUUCCAGGGACAAAAUGUUUCCUUGCUGGACCUGCUCUUUUCCAAAUACAUCCCUCAGGGGAAGCGUCAGGAGCUGCUGGAGCUGUACAGAGCAGGCAUACUGACCACAGAACAGGUGGCUACUGUCGUCACCACCACGAUCAACAAAACAGAAGCUGCCAAUACCACACUCGCAGCAAAUACCAGAAGUCCACAGAAGGUGGUGACAAGGGCAGAGGAAAAUGGAGAUGAUGUUUCAGCACAAGAUGCACAUCUAGAUAACGUCUUGAAGUCUACCACCAUUGACAUGCCAGCUGGUGAGUUCUCUGUGUGGGACCUGCUCUUCUCUGACUACAUCUCUGAGGACAAAAGGCAGGAGCUUCUGGAGCUCUAUCGUGGAAGGGUAUUAACCCUGGAGAAGAUGAUAACUGUUGUCACCACCCUCAUUAAGAAAAAAGAAUCUACAGGCAGGAAAUUCCUAAUUGCAGUAAAACCUUCCAACAAGGACACUGUGCCAGUGGCAGGAGAGAAGGAUGCUGACUCCUCCAAAGAAGAAUCAUGGGAAACAGCCUUGAAAACCACAGUUGUCGACAUGGAGGCUGGAGAGUUUCAGGGCCACAAGGUCUCUGUAUGGGACUUGCUCCACUCAAAGUACAUCCCUGAGGAGAACAGAAAGGAGCUGCUAGAGCUGUACCAGGCAGGAGAGUUAACCCUUGAGCAGGUGAAAACUGUUGUCAGCACUAUUGUAACCAAGGCAGAGGAAGCAAGAGCAGCGCAAUCAGCACAUGAGAGUAGUCGAAGGGCAGAGACAACAGUCGCUGAAGCUGAGCACACACACCACCUGCAAGAGGACAGGACCUGGGAAGAAUCCCUGAAGUCCACCACAGUUGAGAUGGCAGUGGAUGAGUUCCAGGGGAGGCAAGUCUCCGUGUGGGACCUGCUCUUCUCUGACUACAUCUCUGAGGACAAAAGGCAGGAGCUUCUGGAGCUCUACUGUACUGGGACACUGGCCUUGGAGCAGAUGAUAACUGUUGUCACCACCCUCAUUAAGAAAAAAAAAUCUACAGGCAGGAAAUUCCUAAUUGCAGUAAAACCUUCCAACAAGGACACUGUGCCAGUGGCAGGAGAGAAGGAUGCUGACUCCUCCAAAGAAGAAUCAUGGGAAACAGCCUUGAAAACCACAGUUGUCGACAUGGAGGCUGGAGAGUUUCAGGGCCACAAGGUCUCUGUGUGGGACUUGCUCCACUCAAAGUACAUCCCUGAGGAGAACAGAAAGGAGCUGCUAGAGCUGUACCAGGCAGGAGAGUUAACCCUUGAGCAGGUGAAAACUGUUGUCAGCACUAUUGUAACCAAGGCAGAGGAAGCAAGAGCAGCGCAAUCAGCACAUGAGAGUAGUCGAAGGGCAGAGACAACAGUCGCUGAAGCUGAGCACACACACCACCUGCAAGAGGACAGGACCUGGGAAGAAUCCCUGAAGUCCACCACAGUUGAGAUGGCAGUGGAUGAGUUCCAGGGGAGGCAAGUCUCCGUGUGGGACCUGCUCUUCUCUGACUACAUCUCUGAGGACAAAAGGCAGGAGCUUCUGGAGCUCUACUGUGCCGGAACACUCCCCAUUCAGGAACUCAUCAACACCAUCAGCAGCAUUGCAAUUGACAGCAAAGAAAGGAAACUUGCAACCCUUCCCCAGCAGACAGUGGAUCUCCUCCAGUCUGAGGGCUCCUACAUUACCUUUGGCCAAUUCCAGGAGCAGAGGGUGUCAGUAUGGGAGCUCCUCUCCACCAAGCAAGUCUCUGAGUACAAACGAGAGGCGCAUCUUGACACUUACGGCACAGGGGGGCUGACUGUGAACAAGAUCACCAUCACCACCACUGUUGUCACAGGCCCACAGGGAAAGAAGAGACACCACCAGGACCACUAG